Molecule: messenger RNA, 1438 nt
Organism: Olea europaea var. sylvestris
Lineage: Eukaryota; Viridiplantae; Streptophyta; Magnoliopsida; Lamiales; Oleaceae
Product: putative cysteine-rich receptor-like protein kinase 9
Exons: 3
Coding region: 139-1128 (329 amino acids)
Source: RefSeq, a predicted model, not a curated record
UGGUAAUUUCCAAGAAAUUUACUCAUUCAUAAAGUUUACUAUCUCAUUUCGCUAUUAAUCAUAAUAUGCAGCCGGACAAAGUGAGGAAUGUUUUGGAUAAAGAAGGCUUUUGAGAUCAAAAUAUAGCAGUAGCAGAUCAUGUCGGCCUUGAGCAUCUCCGCGUAUUUCUUGUUGUUUUGCUUCCUCUUUUUCUUUAGCACGAGAAGGGUUAGCCUCGUGAAUCUUAUUUAUUAUUCCUGCCCAAAUACAACUACUUACAGUCCUAAUAGCACCUAUCAGUCCAACUUAAAUCAACUUCUCCUUACUUUAUCCUUAAAUGCUCCCCACGAGAAUGGAUACUAUAACUACUCUGUUGGCCACAGCCCUCCGGACACAAUCUAUGGUUUCUUUCUAUGUAGAGGUGACGUUAACAUCGAUGUCUGUGAGAAAUGUGUGGAAGAUGCUACAACUAUAAUCUUACAACGUUGUCCCAACCGAAAAGAGGCAACAAUUUGGUAUGAUGAAUGCAUGUUAUGGUACUCGAAUCUAUCCAUAUUCUCCAGAGUCGAUUUGUCAUCUAAGUUAAUCAUGCGUAAUACUCAGAAUUUCAGUGGUGAUCGAUAUAAUUUCAUCUAUGUAUUAGUAGAUACGAUGAAUAAGGUAGUAGUUCAGGUUGCUAAUAAAUUGUUUCGCAAGAAAUUUGCUACCAAAGAUGCUGACUUGACGGCAUCUGUGAAGUUGUACACCCUGGCACAGUGCAGACCUGAUCUCUCUAGUGAAGAUUGUCACUUCUGCCUUUCAAAUGCCACCUCCAUCUUACCAAAAUGUUGUGAAUAUACGCAAGGAGCAAGGGUCAUUUCCUCUAGCUGCAAUAUUAGGUAUGAGAUUUACCACUUCUACAACGCCACAACCGUCCCUGCACCUGCACCUGCACCUGCACCUGCGCCUAAUAACAAACAAGGAAAAAGGGGAAUCUCAAGACAAGUUAUUAUUGCUAUAGUUGUUCCAAUUGUCGUUGUUUCCUUAGUGGUCUUGCUGGUAGGCUUACGUUUCUUGACUGGGAGAACGAUGAAGAAGAAACAAUAUGGUAGUAUAAAGGAGAGAAAUGAAUCUCAAAUGACGGCAAACGAGAGCAAAAUGCAAACCUAAUUUCUCCAAUUUUGACUUCUCCAUUUCCCUUUCGUCUCUGCCUUUCACAUUCGGACGCCCGCUGCUCUGUCUCAGUCGCCGACUCUCUUAUUGUCUGGCCAAAUCGCCGUCAUCGAUCGUCGGGGAGAUCGGUCGUAGUUGCUACGUCGAGUUACCGGCUUUGAAGAUUUUGGAAAUCUGCGUGUCAGUUAUUUCUUGCCGCCGACGGUUUCCCACAGCCUCUUCGGUCUCUGGCACUGGCCCACUGCACCGUGUUUGUGACAACAGACUCCGUGAGUCCGUGACUCGUGAGCUUCCUGCCUCUCUCUCU